This is a messenger RNA of Boleophthalmus pectinirostris (great blue-spotted mudskipper), 843 nucleotides long. RefSeq names its product C-x(9)-C motif containing 2 (gene cmc2). Lineage: Eukaryota; Metazoa; Chordata; Actinopteri; Gobiiformes; Gobiidae. Bases 369 to 605 code for a protein of 78 amino acids. Gene Ontology annotation, cellular component: mitochondrion. The record is from RefSeq and is a predicted model, not a curated record. The transcript has 5 exons.
CUCUGUUGUCUCGUGCGCAUGCCCUAUGUAUGUUAUUUGGUAAGCGUUCUCUUUAGAGAUCAACAAAGAAAUACGAGAUAACGAUUAAUUUUACCUUCGGUUUAAGCACCUGUGAGUUUGCUUUAGUGAUUGGAGAUACUGCCUGGAUAAUCUAAUGGUCGUUAAUCGAUUUAUAGCGCAUAACUAACCCGUGUAUUGCUCGUCCCGUCUACUCAAGUAAGCAGUCUUCAAUGACAUGACAUAUAGGCCUACCGUUAAGAUUCCAGUGGAGAAAUUUACAUCAACAUCAAAAUGACUGAACAGGAAGGAGAGGGAUAUGGAGGCGCUAGUAUCCUUCAUUAAGAGGUACAGUUGGCCCUUAACUCAGCAUGCACACGGACCUGUCACCUCACCUGCACACAGAGGAGUGCAAUGAACUGAUUUCUCAGCUCAGGAAGUGCCAUCAGGAGCACAACUUUAUGAAAUUUUUUGGAACAUGUAAUGAUUUUGAUCGUGCUAUGCGUAAUUGUCUGAAAAAAGAGCGCCUAGAAAAGAGAGAACGCAGCAAGCAACAUGCUCUGGAAAUGAAGAGGAGGAUAAAGGAAGGCUCUAGAGAGAAAUUUUAAAUUGACUUUAAACUGUUGUUUUUGUUGUUAUAUAAGGUCUACAAUAGAAGAGCUACCACAAAUCUAUGCAUUGCUGGGAAUCAGAAUUAUGCAAUUCCCUAAGUGACACAUUAUGGCUGGUCAGGAAACAGUUUGAUCAGUGAAAUAAAUGAAAUAUGUGGGUAUUAUUUACAACUACAAUGUGGGAUUAUACUGACUCAAGACAAGUUUCUGAAUAAAUGAUCAAAUCAGUGUUAAA